Struthio camelus australis is the source of this 5414-nucleotide messenger RNA. The record is from RefSeq and is a predicted model, not a curated record. NCBI's taxonomy places the organism in Eukaryota, Metazoa, Chordata, Aves, Struthioniformes, Struthionidae.
CAAGCUGCAGUACCGGUGUAAAACACAGGUGCACUGCAUCGCACACGCAGGCUGCUGUGUGACCUUGGCACUGGCAUGCCAGGGUUUAGGUGCUGGGGACAGCCCUGGAUCUUGUGCGGAGUCUGAUCCCUGGGAAAGGGACUGGGCUCCCCCAGCCUGGCGUUUGGCUGGAUUUUCCCCUGUGCUGUUUUGCGGGGAGGAAGGCUCGCUGUCUGCUCCCUUGCAGCUUUGGGAGGGAGAUGUGCUCUCCCAGGGCUCCGUCCUUGGUCCUGUUAUCUUCCCGGGCCGCGUUAUCUCUACGUAAGCCCAUCUGCAAGCAGGAACGCAAAUGCUGUCUCGUGCCGACGACACGGCUGCUCUGCAUCUUUGCUUCUGGCUGAGGCUGCGAUAGCAGAGGGCACGCGUCCUUGCGGCCCUGCUCAGGCAGGUUGGCCUCUAGUCCCUGCCUUGGCCAGGUAUCUCACCCGCUGCUGCCCCGUCCUGCACCUGGGGCUCUUCCUGGCAGCGCCGCAGCAGCGGCUGCAGUGUUAGCCUGUGUGGCACAGCAGGGUGUGGUGCCAAGACCUCGCCGCCUCCUUCUGAAGUUAUCAGGCAUUACCCAGAGGUCCUUGGUUGAGGGUCUGGAGAGGACAGGGAACUGGGAAAAUGAGGAAACAGUAGCAACAGAGCUGUUUUGGUCCUGAAUCAUGAGUACAGGCGAUGAGGCUUACAGCACAGAUGUCUAGUUAAGGCACUGGCAGUGACAGCCGGAUGCAUCCCUGUUGCUGAGUCCUGCACAUUUGUUAUAAAUUUCGUAACAUUUGGGGCUUAUCUAAAGAGCCAACAGCUGGAGUCAGAAGAGCAUGUGACAGUCCAUGGGGUGUGGGAGGGAAACCUGCUUCUCCCCUCCCUGCCAUGUGUAAGAGAGGCACAGUAUCAAACAAAUCCUGGGAAUUUUGGGGGUUUUACUAAUUCAUCUUUCCCAAUCCCAUAACUUCUAAGUGCAUGAGGUGUGAAUUUGUAAUCUGGUGGCAUCUACAGUAAUUGAAAGGGUCUCAGAAGCAAGGAUCGAAAGUGGCAUUGUACUGUGUAGGGCUUUGUGCAGUGUAGUGGGCUGGUCCAGAGCUCUCCCAAAAAGCAGGGAAGAAAGGUCCUGUGUGCUGUCUUCUGACCUGUAGCUCCGCUGUGUCCCUGCCCGCCCCUCUCUGCACAUUUGGAGGUGCUGGGGUUGUUGCUGUGUGUCCAGUUGCUGUUCACAACGCAGCUCUGGCAGAGCACAAACCUGUUGGGUGUCCGUGUGUGCCGCAGGGAGCGUGCAGCCUCCCGUGGGCCUCGUGGAGACCGCAGCAUGCUCCGGCAGCCAGAGAGCGCUGCUGGUGAUGGGAGCCCACAGUGAUGAUUUGCAAAGCGUUUACCUGGUUCCCCCUGCUGCUUGCCAGUGCCUCUCCCUUGAGGAGGACGACCUGAACUUAACAUCGCUGGAUGCAGAAACCAUCUUGGAGGCCGAAGAGAUCCUAGGGACAAUGCAGAACUACCUCGACUCCUCUGUGAUCUCCAUCAUCGAGGACCUCUCCCUCAAUGAGCAGAACAAGGCCUGCCUGGAUGCGCAGAAUGAGCUGUCCCUGUUGACUGCCAUCACGGAGAUCCUGGACAGCACAGAUGAUGAGACCUUGUCUCCCUUUGACACCAUAAUGGACGCAGAGCUGCUGACCUCGCCUCGGGAGCGGGAAAAUCCCUCGUUUCAGAAGUUUCUCAGCUUAUCCCGGCCAUCCCUUGAGCGUGAGAGCCCUGCCCUGGAGCAGCCCAAGGGUCUCAGGCCUCUGAGCGGCAGCAACGUCUCUGUGGUUGGGAAGACUGACACAGACCUGGUUUGGGACCGUGCUGCUCACAGCCUCGAGGACCCAGCACUACCAAAGAAGCAAGUCUGCAGCGCCCCCAGGGUAGAGAGGAAGCUGGGCCGGCACCGGGCCCGAGAGCAGCCCCUGCCGCAACGUAGCGAUGGGGAGGAAGAGGAGGAGGAGGCUGCUUUGAGCCCAGAGCUAGACAGCGGCGUAGAGGCCACAGAGUUUUGCGUGAGCGGGGCCAGAGCAGCACUGGAGGAGCGUGAAGACCCCUGUAUCAUCAAUACAGGUGAUGUGUCCCUGAGUGAGCUGGUGAAGUCCAUGCACCCGUACUGUCUGCCCACCUUCACUGUGUGCCUGGACCCUGAGAGUGAGCCCGUGGCCAAGGAGCUCCUGAAUGGUCCCGUCUUGCUGGAAAUUGUGCCUGGUGAGGGGGAGAGCGUGGAGAUCCCUGUGGUCCUGCAGCCGUUGGCCCCUAGCUUUCCUGAGCUGGAACCACAGCUCCUGGGAGCAGAGGAGAGUGCUGAGGUGUCAAUUUUGGAGGAUCACAAGGGGCUGCAAGAAGUCCCUGCCCAAGAAAACAAGCUGGAGGAGGGAGAGGAGAAGAGGCCGCUUGGGAAGGAGCCCUCCUGCACAACCGCAGAGAGCAAGUUGCCACCGGAGACAGCAGCACCUGGACCCUGUCUCCCAGAGAGCGGCUCCCAGGGCAGCACUGAGGCUCUGGCUGGUGGGAAGCGCGAGGGCUCUGAGAAGGGCCGUGGACGCGAAAGAGCAAGGAAGAGUCGGAAAAAGAAAGCAGAGGAAGCCCAAAGCGAGCAGGCCAGGCCGGGCAGGGACUGUGUGGCCCACCGGCUCCGCUCGGCCAGCUCCACACGGCCCCUGGGCCAGCCGCCCGCCAGCCAGCGCCGGGCAGCGCGACCCUCUGUCCAGGUCUCAGACUUCCUGGCCCAGCAGCUAGAGCGAGCCAGGAAAGAGGGACAGAUGGAGCUGCGUGCUGACCGAGCCCCACGGCCCCGGGGCAGACCCCGAAGCACGGCGGGGGCCUCCCUACCUAAAAAAGAGCACCUGGAGUCUCAGAAGGAGCUGGAGCCAGAAGCAGCGAGUGUAGUGCUGGCUGCGGGGUGGGAUGAGGGCAAGAAUGACGCGCAGCCAGCUGUCAGUCAAGACAGCAGGAACGCGGAGGCUGUGUCUCCGCCCCCCAGUGGGGAGCAGAGUGUGGGGAUGGAGCCCCCCCAGAGCCUGCAGGCAGCCGAGCCGGGCGAGGGCCUGCCCAAGGAAGCCAAGCCCAAGGCCCUGAGCCUGCGGGAGUACCGCAUGCGCAUGCUGCACCGCCAGCCCAGCCCAGGCAGCAGGAAGGACAGCGAGAAGCAGGUGGCCAGCAAGUGGCCCAGCAUCCCAGAGCCACCGACUGAGCUGGCAGAGAUCCCCUGCCUGGUGUCGCCCGUGUGCCCGGCCGCUGAGACAGUCAGCACCCAGAAGAGCCCGGAGAAACCUGCCAGCCCUGUUGCUGUCCCUUGUGCCAGCAAAGCUCCCACCGCUCCAGCUCCCCCCCCGGCUGCCUGUACCCAGCCCCUGGAGGAGCCCUUGGCUCCAGCCUCCACCCAGCUCACAAAGGCCCCCCCAGCUGUCAUCUCUAGCCCUACCGAGGUGUCCCCUGCCGCUGUCCCUGUUGCGGAGUCUCCUGUCCUCCACCCCAUGGAGGAAGCUGCAGGGCCAGGCAAGGGGCCAGCGGAGAAGGCCCCGCUGGAGACCAAGGCAGCUGCCCAGCAGGAGCCCCCCAGCCACAAGACCGUCUCCCAGGCCACAGCAGCACCACUAAAAGCAGGUCGAGAGAGCAGCCUGCCUGCCAGGGCACCUCCUGCGCGGCCGUGGAGACAUCAGCCGCUCAUCAGCCUAGUGCAGCCCAGUGACAGCAGCAAGGACAUCGUGCAAGCCUUCAUCAGUGAGAUUGGCAUCGAAGCCACCGACUUGUCCAGCCUGCUGGAGCAGUUCGAGAAGUCUGAAGUCAAGAAGGAAGAGACUCCUGUGCAGCCCCCUGAGGACAGGCGGCCGGUGACAAGCUCUGGAUCCGAGAACCAGCAGGACAGGAAGCCCCCAGACAGCCUGCAGGCCUCCGAGCUGGCCAACGUGGCAGGCCUUACCCCACCAGCGACGCCUCCCCACCAGCUCUGGAAACCGUUGCCUGCUGUCUCGUUGCUGGCCAAGACCAAAUCGCCUGGGUCUGCGCCCCAGGAAGGCACCCAGAAGACCGCCAAGCUCACGAAAGCCAAACAGCUGCCCCAGAGCAAGCUCCGGGGGAAGAGCCCAGCGCCUGCCCCACCUGGCUCAACCCCUAGCCACGUGUGCUCGGGAGACCACGACUACUGCAUCCCGAGUACAGCGCGGCCGGAGAGCAGCACUGGCACGCAGCCCCUUGCUGAAAGCGGCUCCCGCUGGAAUGUCAAACACCACCGGGACAUCACUAUCAAACCCAUCUCCUCCUUAACCAAACGGACGCUGGACCAGCCCAAGCCCACCCCUCCAGCCCCCACCACUGCUGUGGGGCCCAGCCAGGAGCCCCUGGGGAAGGCCUGCCUAGCCCCCCUGGAUUAUCGGACUAGCGUCCCCAGCAAGGCCAUCACUGGGUGCAGCAGCCCCCCCACCUCGGUGCUCCUGUCUCCAGCCGCAUCCCCCUGCCGGGACCAGGAGAUGCGGACUUCCAGUGCCCAGCCCAGCCGUGCUGCUGCCAAGAGGUCCUUGCGCUGCUACCGGAGACCCCGGGACUCCCCCAGCCCCUCUGCUGGCAGCUGGAGGGCUGGCAGAAGCCGUGCCAGCCGCUCUUUCAGCUCCAGUUCAGAUGGAGCUAGUGAGUCCUCGUCUUCAUCUUCAUCCUCAUCUUCCCGAUCUCGGUCAAGGUCAUUCUCCCCACCACCCAAGCGGUGGAGAAGGUACCGCUCAAGAUGCUCCCACAGCUCCUCCUCCCGCUCCAGCUGUGGGUCGUGUGGCAGGUCCCGGGACAGGUCCUCAUCCUCCUCCUCCUCAUCCUCCUACUCAUCCAGGUCUACGUCCCGCAGCCAGUCCCGGUCCCGCUCCCCCUCUCCUCGCAGGAGGAGUAACAGGCGGAGAAGAUACAGUUAUGACGGGCAGGACCACUACCAAAGGCAGAGGAUCCUCCAGAAGGAACGUGCAAUAGAGGAGCGGCGAGUUGUGUUCAUUGGCAAGAUCCCCAGCAGGAUGACGCGGUCGGAGCUGCGGCACCGUUUCUCCGUGUUUGGGGACAUUGAGGAGUGCACCCUGCACUUCCGCUCCGAGGGGGACAACUACGGCUUUGUCACCUACCGCUAUGCUGAGGAGGCCUUUGCCGCCAUUGAGAGCGGGCACAAGCUGCGGCGCCCGGACGAGCAGCCGUUUGACCUGUGCUUCGGCGGCCGCCGGCAAUUCUGCAGGAGGAACUACGCCGACCUGGGUGAGUCGCAGCAGCCCCCAAGCUGGGGGAGGCACCCCAGAUCCCUGUCCCUUUCCUGCAGCCCCUGGCUCCUUCCUGGAUACCCAGGGCAAGUGGUGAGGGCAGCUGGGCCGUGUCCAUCCUGGUUGUCUGCGCUGGCUCGCUGUUAG